Molecule: messenger RNA, 3941 nt
Organism: Diospyros lotus (date-plum)
Lineage: Eukaryota; Viridiplantae; Streptophyta; Magnoliopsida; Ericales; Ebenaceae
Product: pentatricopeptide repeat-containing protein At5g08305
Exons: 2
Coding region: 16-1743 (575 amino acids)
Biological process (GO): RNA modification
Molecular function (GO): RNA binding; protein binding
Source: RefSeq, a predicted model, not a curated record
AUAUAUGAUUAAGAAAUGGCGGGUGGGGUGGGGUGGGCUGUGCUGCUGAAAGAGUAUAUUAGGCAGCGCCAGUCUUAUGGUGAGUCUGCUCCCUCGUGUACGUUGGUGAUGUUGAAUAAUAAUGCUUUACUAUUGAACAAGAAUGCCAACCUGAGCCACGCUUUCAUCUCUUUGCUCGACAACUGCAAGUCCAUCUCUGAGCUUAAGCGAAUUCAUACUCUGCUCAUAGCCUUUGGCCUUGCCCGCGAUGACCCCUUUGCAUCUAAACUCCUAUCUUUUGCGGCCACCUCCGAUUCUGCCGAUAUUGAUUAUUGUCAGCGCAUUUUUCUGCAGCUUUCCAGUCCAACAAUCUUUAACUGGAAUACAAUUAUAAGGGGUUACUCUAAAAGCAAAAACCCCGGUAGAUCUGUGUCAUAUUUCGUUCGCAUGUUGCGAGUUGGGAUUCCCCCCGACUAUCUGACGUACCCUUUUCUCGCCAAGGCGUCUGCGCGGCUCACCCAUCUUCAGCUUGGAGUGGCUUUACAUGGUCGCAUCGCGAAAACAGGGUUUGUGUCUGAUAGGUUCAUUCGGAACUCUUUGAUUCAUAUGUACGCUUCUUGCGGGGAUAUAGUGUACGCGCGGAAGGUGUUCGAUGAAAUGUCUAACAAGAAUUUGGUUUCUUGGAACGCGAUGUUGGAUGGGUAUGCUAAGUGUGGGGAGUUAGAUUUGGCGCGGGAAGUUUUUGAAACUAUGCCGGAGAAGGAUGUCGUGUCAUGGAGUUCUUUGAUUGACGGGUGUGUCAAGGACGGACAGUACGCAGAAGCUUUGGCAAUUUUUCAGAGAAUGCAGAUUUUGGGUCCUAAGGCUAAUGAGGUGACUAUGGUGAGCGUUUUGUGUGCUUGUGCGCACUUAGGUGCCCUUGAACAUGGCAAGAUCAUGCAUGAUUAUUUGACUGAGCAUGGAUUGCCAUUAACUCUUGUGUUGCGGACAUCACUUGUGGACAUGUAUGCCAAAUGUGGGGCAAUAGAGGAGGCUUUAGCUGUGUUUCGUGGGAUUUCCGUGAAUCAAACUGAUGUGUUAAUUUGGAAUGCAAUGAUCGGGGGGCUUGCAACUCAUGGAUCUGUGAUGGAAUCACUUGAUAUGUUUACAGAAAUGCAGAUAGGAGGGAUCACCCCAGAUGAAAUCACAUACCUGUGUUUGUUGAGUGCCUGUGCUCAUGGAGGGUUGGUGAAGGAAGCUUGGUUUUUCUUUGAGUGUCUAAGCAAAGAUGGUAGGACACCAAAAGAUGAGCAUUAUGCUUGCUUGGUGGAUGUUCUAGCUCGAGCUGGUCGACUAACAGAGGCAUACCAAUUCUUAUGUCAGAUACCUGUGCAACCGACUGCUUCCAUGUUAGGUGCAUUAUUUAAUGGGUGUAUGAACCAUAGAAAACUAGAUUUGGCAGAAAUAGUGGGGAGGAAGCUCAUUGAAUUGGAGCCAAAGCAUGAUGGUAGAUAUAUUGGUCUGUCGAAUAUUUAUGCAGUUAUCAAGCGUUGGGAUGAAGCAAGAUUAGUGAGAGAAGCCAUGGAAAGGAGAGGAGUGAAGAAAUCUCCUGGUUUUAGUUUUAUUGAGAUUCUUGGAACUCUACACCGAUUUAUAGCUCAUGACAAAACUCACCCAAAAUCUGAACAAAUAUAUACAAUGCUAACAAUCAUUGUAGAACAAAUGAAAUUACAUGCUGAUUUUGAAACUUUGCAACAUGAUUCGUAUGACAUUGAAGUUGUGUAACUUGCAUAAUCCAUGAUAAUACAAUGGUGUGCUCCAAACUCAAAUUUCUUUGAUUCUUCAGUUAAUUUCUUCCUGCCUUAAUUAUAAGGAUUAUGUGUAAACAUAUAUUUCUCUGCUUUCACUCUAAUUUGGAUAAUCAUUAGGGCUCAUGCCCCAGGGUAUGAUGAUCUUCAGUCCUUUCUGGUUUGAAUAUGUUUUAUUUCCUCAUAAUAGAUCAAUGUAAUCAUUUUUACCAUUUUUUCCUGAGCUAAAGCUGUUGCCUAUCUAAUUUUCUUGGAUCGAGUCAGAAUUGUAUACAUCAAUAUUCAAUUUGUUUGUUCUGUACAAACAAAAGUAUUUUUCCCUUUAGUCUUUUGCUACCUUUUUGUUUUUCUGGUUUGAAUUGCUUUGUAAGAAUGCUACAUGGGGUUUGGAAUGAGCAUAAAAUUGAUAUUUCAGUUCACUAUCUAUGACGUCCAUUGUGUUUUUUCUUCGAACUAGGUGGUUGCCUUCUUUUUAAAAAAAUAUUGUAUGAGUGCUUGAUGAAAAUUCUGUGUUAGCACCAGGAUGAACGAAUUAUCCUGUAUAGAUUUAGUUAUUUGGUUGAGAUUGCUUUUCAGCUAAUCUAUUUCAGGUUUUUUUUUUUUUCUAUUACUGCAGAUCCUCCUCAUGCAUUUACAUACAUACAUAAAACAACAAUGACACGAACCUUUGAUCCCACCAGGCAGAGUUGGCUACAUUGAUUUAGCUUGGCAAUCAUCUCCGUCCAUGUUUGAAUCUUCUAUAAGGCCAUUGUAUCCAUGUCAUACCUAUCUCACCAAGUUAUUUUAGUCAUCCUCUAUCUCUUUUAAUUCCAUUUCAUCUACCUCCUUAAGAGGUGGGUCUAUUGAUUUUUUUUUUUUUUACAUGCCCAAACUAUCUUAAAAGUGUCUUGCAGAUUUAGCAAAAAAAGUGCACAUAUUUUUCUUUAACAUGCACUACUCCAAUCUUAAAAAUCUGCAUUUCUUGUUUUUGCUCUCAAAGUUAAAUAAAGAAAGGAACAUAUCAUCUAUGCUCUACAUGUAUUCUGAAAGUUUUUUUUACUUAUCGGAUUCAAUUUGGCCUUCCAAGCCAACGUGCCAUAUGUAGAAUGUGCUAUCCCCUUUUAAUAAGAAUGCCACGAUAGGGUUGGCUGCUGACCAUAUUGGCACAAUCAAUAAUAUCCCUCUCAGUCAAGCAAUUUAACUGAAACCCAUCCCCAUCUUGACGUAAAGGAUGACGCCACUACUUUGUCUGAUGCAUACUUCUUUUGCCUGACAUGAAUGGCUGCCAUAAAGUAUACAUUGAACCCAACCAUUCUUUUAUUAGUUGUUUCUUAUGUCCCACUUCUACAUUUAGAGCAUGUGUACGUGUUGCUAAUGUAUAGUGGAAAGGUUGAUUGCAAACCUGGAAACAGCCUGUCCACAGGCUGCGUGAAGCCGUAUAGAUUUGACCCUCCCCAGACCAGAAAAUGGUGGGAGUUAUGUGCAAUUGGCAAUUGAAAGAAUUCCCUUUACAUUUUUAGGGUGCUUAUAUUCCAGUUCUGAUUUUGUGAGGUUGAUGGUCUUGAUCAAAUGUGGCUGGAGCAUUUUUCUUAAAGCAUUAGUAUCAAUUAGGUUCAAGUUUGGCCACAUUUUCUUAAAGCAUUUUUCAAGGGUAGGAUUUAUUGGUAGAAGGAAAAUUUACCAGUGUCAAUACCUGGUGUCAUGAGAUCUUUUCUUAGAUGGAGCCAUGAAAUAAGAAUGAUUGUCUUAGGCAGCUGGAAGGCAACAUAAAUUACCCAGAAAGAUCUUUUCUGUCAUGAACUCUCAUAACUUUUCUGCAGAAGUGCUUUGUCCAAAGUAGGCUUGCUUGCAACCACCUGGGCAUGUGAUCUGGAAAUUAUCUGUGCCACCACUGUGAGAAUUUCUCUUGGCUUCUGGUGCAGGAUGCACUUGCUAUAGGUGCUGUACUGGCUUGAGAGAUCCUUGUUGUCAUGUCACUCCCAUAGUGAAGCAACAAACCUUUUUCCUGAAUUUCCUUUUAGGCCAUAGUUGGACAAUGAUGAGCAGGUGACUUUCUCUUGUGACCAAACUUCAAACAUUUAAUCCAGCCAUUAGAUAGGAAAUUUUAGAACGGUACCAAUCUUCAACAUUCAAUCCCAUGUUUACUAUUUGCAUGUCAUGCAAUAUAACAUGUUACUCACUAUCAUUUAUCAUUAA